This is a messenger RNA of Debaryomyces hansenii CBS767, 858 nucleotides long. RefSeq lists its product as uncharacterized. Gene Ontology annotation, cellular component: cytoplasm; nucleus. The transcript has a single exon. The record is from RefSeq and is a predicted model, not a curated record. NCBI's taxonomy places the organism in Eukaryota, Fungi, Ascomycota, Pichiomycetes, Serinales, Debaryomycetaceae. Gene Ontology annotation, molecular function: heat shock protein binding. Bases 1 to 858 code for a protein of 285 amino acids.
AUGGCAAUCCCGUUUCCAGAUAUUGAACCUUAUGAUAUAUUAGAAGUAACGAAAAGUUCCACCCCGAUUGAAAUUAAAAAAUCAUAUAAAAGAUUAUGUUUGAAGUAUCAUCCUGAUAAAAUACAACAAGCAUCAUCAAUAGAAGAUCGUGAAUUUUUCCCAAAACUUCAAUUUUCAUACAGUAUACUAAGUGAUUCGAUUAAAAGGCAAAGGUAUGAUAACACUGGCUCGUUAGGUAUUGGGGAAGAUGACAUAGACGAUGAAUACUUUAAUUGGAAGGAUUAUUUCGAUUCGAUGAAUGAAAAGAUAACCAUUGAUAUGAUAGAAGAAGACAAAUUAAAGUACCAGCAUUCAACCGAAGAAAAAGAUGACAUUUUACAUAACUUCGUUUAUUACGAAGGAGAUUUCAUAAAGCUAUUCGAAGUUAUACCACAUUUAGACUUUGAUGAAGCCCUGGAAGGUAGGGUAUUCAGGCUCAUUGAAGACGCCAUAAAUAACCAAGAUUUUGACGCUGAAUUGGUCCAAGCUACUUUAAAGUCUUGGGAAAAAUACAAAAAAUCUAGGAAAACGAAAGUAAAGCAGAUGUUGAAAAAAUUAGCUAAGGAAGCCAAAGAGGCCGAAGAAUUAGAGAAGCAAAUAAAGGACAAGGGAAAGAGAUCCUUAAAGAAUGAAAAUGACUUGAAGUCGCUAAUCCAAAGCAGACAAUCUAAUAGAAUGGAUAGCUUAAUUGAGAAGUUAGAAACAAAGUAUGCUGACAAGAAAGGCAAGAAGAGAAAGCCAACCGAGAUAAGCGACGAUGAGUUCGAAAGAAUACAAAAUAGUCUUGGAGGUAAUAAGAAUAGGAAAACGAAAGGUUAA